This is a messenger RNA of Echinococcus granulosus, 738 nucleotides long. Its product is annotated as Y+L amino acid transporter. The coding region runs from base 1 to 738 and encodes 245 amino acids. Gene Ontology annotation, biological process: amino acid transmembrane transport. NCBI's taxonomy places the organism in Eukaryota, Metazoa, Platyhelminthes, Cestoda, Cyclophyllidea, Taeniidae. Gene Ontology annotation, molecular function: L-amino acid transmembrane transporter activity. The record is from RefSeq and is a predicted model, not a curated record. Gene Ontology annotation, cellular component: membrane. The transcript has 3 exons.
AUGGCUAGUGGGACUUGGCAACUUGAGGUGUCGAGCUCCGAUCAUGAAGGCGAAAGAGAGGCAGUAAAGAUGAAAAAGGAGAUUGGCAUACUGCAAGCAGUUAGUAUCAUAUUCGGUGUUAUUGUGGGAUCUGGCAUAUUCGUGUCGCCUGUCGGUGUUUUGCGAUAUUCCAACUCGGUGGGUCUCUCGCUAAUCAUGUGGAUUGUACCGGGCCUCUUCAGCAUGCUUGGUGCUUUGGUGUAUGCUGAACUGGGUGUGCGAAUCCAGAAGUCGGGUGGCGAGUACGCCUAUAUCCUCGAAGCCUUUGGGGGCCUACCCGCAUUCAUUGUGAUGUGGAUUACCUUUGUAGUCAUUGGUGGCGUCAGCUGUGCUGCCAAUUCGAUUGUCUUCGCUGAAUACAUUCUGCAACCCGUAUAUCCCAACUGCGGGAUUCCUGCGCCCGUUGUUAGCAUGAUUGCCCUCUGUGGUCUGAUGCUGAUUUGUGCGAUAAACUGCUACAAGGUUAGGUGGGCCACGAGAGUUGCAGUGAUCUUCUCCUUCGGCAAGAUCAUCGCUCUUUUACUCAUCAUAGGUUUUGGUCUAUACCAUCUUGCAACCGGUCAUGUGGAGAGUUUUCACAAUGCUUUCGAGGGCUCGAAUACAUCACCCGGAUAUCUGGCUCUCACCUUCUACCAAGGCUUCUGGGCAUUUUCGGGAUGGUUAGUGUUGCUUGUAUGUCAUUUACGUAUUAUCGCUUGA